Molecule: messenger RNA, 3798 nt
Organism: Acytostelium subglobosum LB1
Lineage: Eukaryota; Evosea; Eumycetozoa; Acytosteliales; Acytosteliaceae
Exons: 6
Coding region: 1-3798 (1265 amino acids)
Biological process (GO): nuclear-transcribed mRNA poly(A) tail shortening; mRNA processing
Cellular component (GO): P-body; PAN complex
Molecular function (GO): protein binding; nucleic acid binding; poly(A)-specific ribonuclease activity
Source: RefSeq, a predicted model, not a curated record
AUGAGUGACACCCCUGAGAAGAGGGAUGGCUCAACAAGCACUCCUCUCAGUCAGUCAUCGGGAGUGUUCAGACCCAGCGGUCAGUUCUACUCCUUGCAACAACAGUUGUUGGCUGCUCAACAUCAACAACAACAGCAGCAGCAACAACAGCAACAACAAUACAUUGGACAAUACUCUCCCCAACAGCAGCAACAGCAACAACCAUACUCACCUCAACAGCAACAACAGGUUAUUUCACCAACUCAAUACUCACCUCAACAGCAACAGCAACAACAACAACAACAACAACAACCACAUCAAUAUGUAGAUGAAUACUACUAUGGAGAUGAGAGUUGGUUUGAGCUGAGAGUUGUGCCAGAGCACACUACCUCUCCCAAUCCCGUCCCUAACCCGCCAAACAUACUUCGCUUCGACCCUUGGAUGGAGUUACUCUGGGUUGGCUACCAAAACGGCAAGGUCACAUCACUGGUCAACCCAACAAUGGAGCGACACUCUAGCUUCUUUGCGAGCCCAACAACGGGACAUCACAACAACAACAACAAUAACAACAAUAACUCUGGAAUCAAGGAUAUAUUGAUUGAUUAUGAAGGUGUGAUAUGUGUUGGUUCAAACAGCGUCAACUUCUACACUCGUGGCGGCGCACUGAUCUACAACGUCAAGAACGACAGGAUGAAGGACUUGACAGCGGUCUCAUACUCAAAGCACGACAACACAGAGUUUGUGGUCAGCUCCGACCAGUCGACACUGUACGUGAUCGACUUUUACACAGGUCGCGUUGUCCGCGAGGUGCAGAUGCCCUGCCCCGUCAAGACGCUCAACAGAGAUCGCGGAGUAUGGUGCGGUCAGGCGAAUGGCGACAUCACCAUGCUGGAUCCAGUCACGUGGCGCAUUGAGCACUCGUUCAGCGCGCACAAGGCCGACGUGCGCAGUGCAGAUAUCAAGGGCGACAUGCUGGUCACGAGUGGCUGCUCAGUGCGCAGCGGCCAGCUGCUUGCCGACCCCGUCAUUAAGGUGUUUGACGUCAAGACACUGAGACCACUGCCACCAAUCCAGUGUAAGCGACCAUCAAUCGUACGCUUCCAUCCACGCUACUACCAAUCGAUCGCGAUAGCCUCAGACAUUAGCGGACAGAUCCAGAUCUCUGAGCUCCAGGUGGACCCUGUGGCGGCGGCUGCUGCGCCUCAGAACUCGCAGUACUUCAACAUCGACUCACUCUAUGGCUACAUCACGUCGUUUGACGUCUCUUCGACGGGCGACGUCAUGGCAUUUGGCGAUGGCGCCAGCGUCAUCCAUCAGUGGGGCGAGAAGGACAACAUCCACGUCAACAACAACAGCUUCCCCCUGGACAUUGUCGACUUUCCCCACUUCACCAAUGGCAAUCGCAUGGAGGAGGACUGGCCCCUGUCCACCGUGCCCUUCUACCAAGACCAGCACGAUCAAUCCCUGCUCAGCUACUGGAAGCCCACUCUAUCAUAUCCCGUUGGCUUGCCACAGCGUCCACUCAAUCCCUCCCUUCUCGUACAUUUGAAGCAACAUGACUUUGUCGGAUACAUCUCAAACACUGGAAUCUCAAGGAAACAGAUACGUUCCAAGACCUACGAAGAUGGCAAGUCGAGUCAAAGGACCAUCGCCAACCUUACCUUGUCAUCAAUCGGACAGGUCAGGCCACCAAAGGCAUACAGAUGGAUGGGUAUCAAACUUGGAAUAGAGGAGUUUGAUGUGUCAUCUUACAACAAGACCAAGUUCUCUGGACUUGAGAACAGUCUGCCCAGUACAUAUUCCAACAGUUGCAUUCAAACUCUAUACUUUAUACCACAUAUACGCAACGCUCUAUUGAAUCAUCUAUGCUCCAAGAACACUUGUCUAAGUUGUGAACUCGGUUUCAUCUUCCAUAUGAUUGAGAGAUGUAGAGGCAAGACAGUAGAGACAAGUAACUUUUUGAGAGUGAUCAAACAACUACCACAGGCAGUGGCACUUGGAUUGUACUUGUCACAGGAUCAACCGGAAUCACCAAUACCUUUGUCUCAAUUGGCCGCCAACUUUAAUCGAUUCCUUCUCGAACAGAUAAAUAAGGAACUAAGUGUUCCAACAACAGCCACACAGCAGUCAUCCACCAACACCAAUCAACAGCAACAACAUCAUCAUCACAACAAACAUCAUCAUCAACAUCACCAUCAACAGCAACAGCAACAACAACAACUUCAACAACAACAACAACAACAUCCCGAAUCAAUCAUUGAUACAUUGUUUGGAUUCAAUGUGGUAUCAUCAAACAAGUGCAUCAAUUGUGGCAAUACGUACGAGAAGCAAUCACGUCACUUCCAAAUCGACAUGGCAUAUCCAAACUCUGUGCAGGAGCUCGGUCCAGAGGGCGCCACAUUUUCCAACAUACUCAAGACCAGUCUGUCCAAGCAGGUCAAGACUCCAGCAUGGUGCGACAAGUGUAAAAACUACUACAACACCCAUCAGAAGAAGUUCCCCAAGUCACUGCCCAACCUGCUGUGUCUGAACGCCAACAUCUCAAAGAAGGAGCACGAGGACUAUUGGCGCUACACGGCCAACGCCCCCCCAGGCGUAGUCAAGCCCGCCACUCACGAGAUGUCGUUUGAGAACGAGCGCACGUGGCUGCCCACACGCAUAAGGAUCAAGUUGGACACGCAGUCCAAUGUGAUCAGCAUCAUCGAGUAUCCAAACAAUUGUACAGACGCCGCAGUAGCAAAGGAUGACGUCGAUGGCAACAGUGGACAGCUCUACGAGCUGAUCUCCAACAUGUCGCUGAUCAAGGACCAGGUCAAGCGACUGCCAAAGCAGGGCCAUCUGGUGACGCACAUACGCGCGUCAGACUUUUACAUCGACGAGUCGCCGGCGCGCUACUACCUCUUCAACGACCUGAAGAUUAAGGCUUGCUCAAUCAACGAUGUUACACACUUCGACUCCAACUGGAAGUCGCCCGCCGUGGUACUCUACCGCCGUGUUGGCUAUGAGAAGCAACUGGACCCAGUGCCCACCGUCAUCAUGCCAAUUACAAAGGAGGUGUACAUGGCCAAUAACCUAUUGACGACCAAGAACCCGUCGUUCAAGCCGCCCACACUGGCCACGCUGCCCAAGACAGAGGAGCUUGUGGCCAUUGACACAGAGUUUGUUUCGAUUGGACCUGAGGAGACCGAGGUCAGCAGCGAUGGCAAGCGUGUCAUCAUCCAGCCCGGCAACUUCAGUCUGGCGCGUGUCAGUCUUGUGCGCGAGAACGAGGAAUGCUUCUUUGACGACUAUAUCCAAUCGGUCGAGCAGGUCACGGACUAUCUGACGCGAUUCUCUGGAAUCCAGCCUGGCGAUCUCGACACCAAGCUCACCACCAAGAACCUGGUCAGUCUCAAGUCGGUGUACCUGAAGCUACGCUACCUGGCAGAUCAGCGCGUCAAGUUUGUCGGACACGGCCUGAAGAAGGACUUUAGGAUCAUCAACAUGUACGUGCCACCCGAGCAAAUCAUUGACACUGUCGAGUUGUUCCAUCUACGUAAUCAGCGCAAGUUAUCCCUCCGUUUCCUAGCCUACAUACUUCUAAAGACAGAUAUCCAAACAGAGACUCAUUGUAGUAUAGAGGAUGCGAAGACUGCCAUGGCACUGUACAAGAAGUAUCUGCAGUUGGUUGAGAACAAGGAGUUUGAUGACACGUUGAAUAAGGUUUACCAAGUAGGAAGAUCACUCAACUUUAAGGUGCCAGAGAUAGACAGUCAGCAGCAAUCAAACAACAACAACAACAACAAUGAUUCUCAGUACUACAUCUCGACACCAAAGUAA